UGCAGAAAGUGAAAGAAAGUGUCAAGUCAAUGGAGGUCAUGCAUUGCAUUUUUGUGCAUUUUUAUAAAAAAUAAUUCACUGGGAACCUAACUUUUGCCAAAAAUACUAAUGAUUUUUCAUUUUGUGAUGUGUUUAAUAGAACAGGAUUUUUAUCUAAAACAAUAAAGUAAUGGCAGAUCAGUUUUGUUUACGUUGGAACAACUUCCAAACAAAUAUAGUGAGUGCCUUGGAUUCCUUGAAAUGCUCAGAAGAUUUGGUCGAUGUUACUCUCACUUGCGAAGGCAGAAACAUCAAGGCCCACAAAGUCAUACUGUCCGCGUGCAGUCCGUACUUCAGGAAUGUGUUCAAGGAAAAUCCAUGUCAACAUCCAGUUAUAAUAUUGAAAGAUGUAUCUGCGGAUGAUAUUGUGAGCUUGUUAUCAUACAUGUACCAAGGUGAAGUAUUCAUAGAAGAGAGUAAGCUGUCAUCAUUCUUACACACAGCAGCUUUGCUUCAAGUAAAAGGCCUCACUGGUGUGACACAACAGAAAGAGAAUUUUAUGUCACCUAACCCUACCAACAAAUUGUAUACACAACUAACAAUUUCCUCCAAGCCACACAUAUCAUCUGGCCACAAGGAGGCUAAAUUGCCAGCAUUAAAAAAAAGAAGAUGCAGCACUUCAGAUAAACCAAAUGAUGUUACAAUUGGAGAGACCACCCACAAAAAGAACAAGACUAUAGAAAAUUGUGAUAUACCAGCUAAAAAUAAUAUAUCACAGUCAAGUAAAUCUGAAAAUUCUGUAUUUAUUCCUGAGAACAAUAUAGACAAAAAAGCUGAUGGUAAAGUUGAAAUACCAAUUAUUACUGCAAAUGGAAAAACAACGACAUUACCUCAGGUAAAUAUUCAGACAGAUAAUAUACCAGUGAUUGUGAAAACAGAAAGGCUUGAUGAUGAUGAAUCUCCACCGGCAGGACCUCCAUUGAAUUCUGAUGACGAUGGACUACCAGAUUACGAGAACAGUAUGCUUGCCAGAUCACUUUUAUCAGGUAUCAAUCCAUCAAAAGGAGAUAUUAGUGCCAACAACUCUUCCUCCAAGAAAGGGACCAUUGUGGUUUCUGACACACAUGCAAUCCGACCUAAGGAGAUUGCAACUGACACUGUAAUCUACACUAAUGCUGUCACUAAAAGUCCCCUGAAAAAUACGAGUUCCGAAGAAACAUUAGUAAAACCCGAGAAACAGUCGCCCAAAUCUGACAUGGAAUAUGAGCCAGAAGUAUUAUUAUCGGAACAGCAAGAGUCCGAUUCUGAUAAUACUUUUUCACAAGAUCAAUCUCAAACGCUUUUACUACUGGCCAGUAUGUCUAAUGUUCCUGUUUUGGGAGGUGCUUCAACAUCGCAAGGAGUUUCGCAUCAGUCCAACCAUGCCGCGAUAUGUGGGGACUGUCCACACUGUGGAAUGAAAUAUUCCAAUCAAUCGGCGCUCAAGUACCAUGUGCGGUUAAUGCAUUCAGAUUUAACUAACAGGCUGUGUUGUUACCUCUGUCCAAGGUCGUUCACUAUGCGAGAGACGUUCAAGGAGCAUAUGUGGUCAAGUCAUGGUCAGAGGAAUUAAUAAUGAAAAGUAAUUGUGCCUUGGCUCCAUUCUCAGCCAGAUUGGAGAGAAUUUGGUUAUGGUGUAUUCACACUCUCAAGUUACAUUAAUGAUGAAUGUAUAUGUAUGUAUAUAAUAUAUACUAUAUAUUAUCUUUGUAAAAUCACUUAUGAGCUGAGCUAUGCAAUAUUGUGAUCUAUUCGUGGUUUAAUUUAAUUAUUGAAAAGAAUAAAUUAACUAAAAAUUCAUAACACUAAAGUAGAAAUAUUAUCUUAAAGAAGUUUGUUUGCAAGGGAUGUGAAUUCACCAUGAGUUAACAUGGACUAUGAAAAAAUAUGUUGUGCCUUUAUUAUUAUAAAAUAUAAAAUAUUGAAGAAAUACAUAUACCUAUUUAUAUUUAAGUUGUUAUGAAUGAUAUUAGUAGUUAUAGAUAUCAAAAUGUACAUUUGGAACUGAAAUGAUUACUUCGUAGGAUGUAAUAGUUUCGAUAAAAUUAAAAUUGUUUAUAAAAAGUAUGUACAAAUAGUACAACAGUCUUUACAGGUGGUUUAUAUAUUUAUUAUUAAGUUUAUUUCAUAUUUUUUUAGUUACCAGUUAUUUAGAUACCUAAUGGUGUAAAAUUAAAGAGCAAAGUAUCGUGUUACCAGAAUUUGAAUCCAUUUCUUUAACAAUUGGUGCUAAGAAAUAAAUUCUUAUAGGAAUAUGGUUAGUUUAUAAUUGUGACCAAUGUCGUUCAUAGGUAUUUAUAGACGGUCAAUGAAACAAGCGAAUUGUACAAGUAUUAAAUUCAAACAAGACAAUUUAUUUAUACAUUAUUUAAGUCUAAAAAUACAUUAGUUCAAGAGAGUGCCUAUAUUUAUUACUUUGAUAUAAAUAUUUAUAUAAAAACAUUUUUUUGUGAAAAUAUAUCAGAAUGGUUUCUUAUUUGAAACUCAGGAUAUGUAAAUAAUAAGACGUUCUGGAUUUUGUUAUGAUUGGGAGAAGUUACUAAUUCUUGAAAAUUGCCAAAAUUCGUCAUUGGUGUUCCUCAAGCUUGAUGCUUAAAUAAAAAAAUCAAGGGUUAAGUUAUUGUAUUAUAUUAUUUUUGGUUAAUAUUGUGCAGACAAAGUCCAUAAAAAGUUGUUUAUCAGUAUUGUUUAAAUUCUGUCAUGCGUAUUGUAUCAAAAUUCAAUAUCCUUUUCUUUCCCUACUUCGUAUGACAACUUUUUAAACUAAUAAUCCGGGGCGCGCCGAAAUGUUUAGAAUAAUUAAUUUUUUUUUGCUUUAGUUUAUCCUCAGCGCAAGUGAUAAUUAAGCCUCCUCAUAAUUAUACAUUUCAUAUAUGUAAUUGAACUGCGCGUUUUAAUAAUCACAGUUUUCAAUAAACAUUGAAGGAGGCGAAUCGGAUGUGUUUUUUUACAUUUCAGUUAAACCUGUGCCAAAUCGGUUCUUUUUAAUGGUAUACUGUUUCUACCGCAAGUUACCAGUUUUUGUGUUUAAGUGUACUUUAGUCUUCAUUAAUUUUUGUAAUUAAAUUAUAUUUUGUUAGAUCAUUAAGUGUGCAAAUUUUGUUAUCUCAUAUCUUUUCUAUUGAUAGAUCUACUCCAAUGUGUCGAAUGCCAUUAGCGAAGUAUAAUGUCGUCCUAGAUUCAUAAGAAACUAUGAGAAUAAUGUUAGAUUUAUUUAAACUUAGAGCCUUUAGUAAAAAGAUAAAUAUUUACGUACCUAAAUAAGUUGUUGAAUAUUUUAUUCAGAAUUUUACAAAAUUUAC
This is a messenger RNA of Amyelois transitella, 3320 nucleotides long. Its product is annotated as protein abrupt. Lineage: Eukaryota; Metazoa; Arthropoda; Insecta; Lepidoptera; Pyralidae. The coding region runs from base 170 to 1591 and encodes 473 amino acids. Gene Ontology annotation, molecular function: protein binding. The record is from RefSeq and is a predicted model, not a curated record. Gene Ontology annotation, cellular component: nucleus. The transcript has 6 exons. Gene Ontology annotation, biological process: regulation of transcription by RNA polymerase II.